Messenger RNA from Clupea harengus (Atlantic herring), 9311 nucleotides. It is a transcript of the gene cenpf, whose product is annotated as centromere protein F. Gene Ontology annotation, molecular function: transcription factor binding; dynein complex binding; microtubule binding. Gene Ontology annotation, biological process: regulation of G2/M transition of mitotic cell cycle; mitotic cell cycle; metaphase chromosome alignment. Gene Ontology annotation, cellular component: chromosome, centromeric region; spindle pole; nucleus. NCBI's taxonomy places the organism in Eukaryota, Metazoa, Chordata, Actinopteri, Clupeiformes, Clupeidae. The record is from RefSeq and is a predicted model, not a curated record.
GUCUGAAUCAUUCACAUCCAUUUAUUCACACACAGGGAAUUAACAUACAGGGACUAGCGGCAGUUUCCAAACUAAAUAGGACGUGGUGCCUUUUUGGAAUUAUAACGUUAGAUCAACACUAUGCUGAUUUAAGUGGAGGCAUAAUUUGAAUCAAAAUGAGCUGGGUUGUGGAAGAGUGGAAAGAUGGCCUGUCUGGAAAAGCCCUCCAGAAGAUCCAGGAGUUUGAGAGCCAGUUGGACAAACUGAAGAAAGAACGACAGCAGAAACAGUUCCAGUUGGAAUCAUUGGAAGCUGCCCUUCAGAAACAGAAGCAGAAGUUCGACUCUGAAAAAAGUGAAGUAGCUGCUAUCAAGAGGGAAAAUCAGUCACUACUGGAGUCAUGUGACAACCUGGACAAGACCAGGCUUAAACUUACCCACGAUCUACAAGUGAAGGAGCAACAGGUGAAUUUCCUGGAAGGUCAGCUGGCCACCAGCAGGAAACAGAUUGAAAGACUGGAACAAGAACUCAAAAAGCAUAAAAAUGACCUGGACAAGUCUCAGAUCUCUAACACCAGUGAGCUACAGCCAUACAGCACUCCCCAGAAGACCUUCACUGCCCCUGCCACUCCAAGCUAUAGGCAACAUGAGUCAAGGUUGGAGGAUCUUCAGGAAAAAUACAGCCAUGAAGUUGAGGAAAGGAAGAGACUAGAAACUGAACUCAAAGUCUUAAAAGUCAAACUGCUGAACCAGUCGUCCGUCAGUCACAAGGACAUUGCGCGGCAGCAGAAUGGUUCCUCCAUAUUUCCAUGGCAACAGGAGCAGACGCCCUCCAAGAGGAGACCUGGGGCGGCCAGCUCGAUGUGGAACACAGAAGAGACCCCCGUGAGGCCGAGCCAGCAGAGCUCUUUCAUGGCACAAGGAGAGGCUACAGGAAAUUCACAGCAGGCUGAGCAACUCGGGGCACUGAAUCAAGAUCUUAAAAUCAAGGUAACUGAGCUGGAGCAUCGUCUUCAGGCACAGGAGAAAGACAUCAAGAAUCAGAUGAACAAGUUCAAUGAGACCCAAAGUCAGCUGGACAAAGCCAAAAGGGACCUUGCCGACAAGGAGAGGGGCCUGACCAAGUCGAAGGAUGACUUGGCUAAAAUGACUACACAGCAUGAGCAAGCUGUGGCAAAGUGCACAUCAAUGGAACAGAAACUGAAGCAGGUGACUGAAGAGAUGAACUGUCAAAGGCACAACUCUGAUAGUACACGACGGACCCUGGAGCAGAAGAUCAAAGACCAGGAGAAAGAGUCUCAAAAGGAUCUUGCACAUUUGCAAAGCUCCCAUCAAGCUCUGGAUCAGCAGUUCAACCAAACGAAGACCAAGAUGAGCCAGGAGAUCCAACAAGCAAAAAAAGAAUUCAACGUGUUGCAAUCUGAAGUUGAUAAGGUAACUGCACUGAAAAAUCGCUUGGAAAAAGAUAUGGAAGAGCAGAAACAAAGGCUCUUCAAAUCUGACCAAGGAUUUCAGGCUAGUCAAACAAAGGAAAUGGAGCUCAAGAAAAAAUGUGACGAGAUGCAAAGAGAGCACAACAACCUUAGCAGUCAGCUGCAGCAAGGAACCAAAAGACUGAAUCAGCUUGAGGAAGAACAGAAAAUUAAUGAACAGAGCCUUAAGCAGAGCCGUAACAUGGUGGAGGACUUAAAAGCCAAAGCUGAAGCUCAGAGUGAAGAACUAAAAGCCCUUAACAAAAAAUUAGAGUGUCAAAGCCAGUCCAGUUCUGAAGACAUUGACAACCUUAAGAAAACUCUCAGUGCUAUGGAAACAAAGGAGAAGUUGUGUCAAGAAGACUUGAACAAACAAAAGCUAGAAGUCGAGCAGCUACAAAAUAAACUUCAGGCUCUUGAGAGAGAGAAGCACGAUCUUCAAAUUACCACAGAAGCAGCGCAAAAGGAAAUUGAAGAGGUCAAGCAGGCAUAUGAAAAGAUUGUGGAGUGGAAAAAUGAAAAGGCUCAGUUGAUUGAAAAUACGGAGGCAGACCGUAACACAAUGCAGGCCAAAAUUGAUGAAUUGGAAAAAUCGUCAACAACAUUGGUUGAUACAAACAAUUGUCUUCAGCAAAAACUCCAAGAUUUAGACAGAGAGAAGCAGUCUCAGAUUGACUCCCUCAAAGGUGAGCUUCUCAACAAGUGCAUGGAACUUGAGGAAAAGGGUCGCAUGUAUGAUGAAAUGCUUCAGAAAUACAACGAGGCAGAUCAGAAACACACCAAGGAUGCUGAGAAUACUAUGGCGCAGAUAAAAAUGCUCGAGGACCAGGUGAAGGAUCUGGAAAUGAGAGUUCAAGUGGAGACGAAGAAGACUGAGAGGAUGGAGCAGUGUCACAGCGAACUGCUGGCACAGUACGAAAGCGCCUGCGACUUGGCCAAGUCCAAGGAUGCCAUCAUCGAGCUAACUCAAAAUCGAAUUGCCCAUCUACAGGAGAGUGCAUCUGACUCUGAUGCCCAGCAGGAGCAGCUGUUAGCAAGAUUUGAGGAGGAGAAGAGCAAUCUGGUGAAAGAGUGUGAAGAGAGCCAGGCAGUGAAAGCCAAUGAAGCAGAGCAAGCAAAGUUAGACCUGAUCAGGUGUGAACAGGACAUUCUUUUGUUGCAGGAUCAGGUAACCUCACUUGAAUCAGCACUGAAAUUCCAGAAAGGGUUGAGUGUGGAAGUACAGACAAAACAUGCAGACCUUCUUAAAGUAAACAACGAUCUCACACAGAGGAUCUCUGAAGCUGAGAAGAGGGAGGAAGAUCUCUUGAGCGAGGUGAAAGCCCUGUCUGACCAGGUGACGUCCCUUUGUGCCCUUAAAGAUCAGUGCGCUGAAUUUGCUACUGCUGCAGAGGAGAGCAAACUAGCAUUAGAGAAUCUGCAGGACACCCACAAGCAGACUGUAGAGGAAUUACAAACUCAAAAGACAAGACUGGAGAAAUUUGAAAUUCAAAUCAUUGAGGUGGGUGAUGACAUAUCCAGUCUAGAGAGAGAAAAUUCUGAGUUGACCGAGAACCUCGAAAGAGUACAGAGAGAAAAGGAAGAUCUUUCCUCAAAGUAUCAAACCAUAUCAGAGGCUCACAACGCUAUUUGCGAGGAAAAAACUGAUCUUAAAAAACAGAUUUCGACCAUAUCCGCUGCACUUGCAGAGAAAGUAACUGUUGUAGAAAUGCUUGCAACAGUAAAAACUGAUCUUGAGGCUUCAAAUGUGAUGUGUGCUGAGCUAAAGAGCACUGUUGAGUCCCUUCAAAAGCAGCAUGACUCUGUUGUGGCUCAUAACUCAAAUUUGGAGAAGAGUUUGGAAGAGAAAACGGACAGGAUUGGCUCAUUGGAGGCAGAUGUUAAAGAACGCUCUGCAAAGUUCAAUGAAGCAGCUGAAGCUUAUGUUGCUGAAAUGGAAAAACAUCUUCAAAAACACAAGAAUCUGAAAGAACAACUGGAAGUUGUGAAGGCUCGGCUUCAGACUAAAUGUCAGGAGGCCGAUGAAGCUGAAGAAAAAUUGACCAGUUGUUUGUCUGAAAUAUCCAGCCUGAAGGAAGAUCUUGAAGUAAGUAAUGCCAAGCUCAAGGAAGUAAGUGAGGCUUGUGACCGGAUCAGCCAGGAGGUGUUGAGUUGUAAACAGUCUGCCUCCUCACAUGCACAGGAACUGGAGACAUUGAGAGGUGCUUUGGAGACAUCUAAGAGAAGCGAAGAAAGUAAAGGAUGUGAGAUUCAGACACUCAAAAGCCAGCUGCGUGAGGCAGAACUCGAAAAGUCCAAGGCCUCUGAUGCAGUCAAAGAGAAAAACAUCAGUAUGAACAAAAUUAAAGUCCAGCUUGAGAUGCUUCAAAUGGACCUGGAGGACAACGAAGCCUGCAUAACUACAUAUGAUUCCCAAAUUGAGGAACUUAAAGGCACUGUUAGUAUUCUUGAGGGAAAGUUCGACCAUUGUGAAACUCAAAAAUACGAUUUGAAAGUGGCGCUGGAUGGUGCUCGAGACCAGCUCUCAACAAAAACUAGUGAGAUCUCACAAUUGAUGGCAUGUUUGGAAGAUACCCACAAACAACAACACAAUAACUCUGCCUUGGCAUCCGAACUACAGUCUGUUCAAACAACAAAUGAAAAUCUCAAGGUGGCGUUAGAGGCAGAAGUUUGUAAAUGCACAAACAUUGAGACAAUCCAUAACAAUUUGAUAGAACAAAAACGCGAAGUAGAAACAAAUUUGCAGGAACUCCAAAGGGACUACCAGAAUGCUCUUAAGGGGUUGGAUUCUUUGAAACUGAAAAAUGACAGCCUUCAGGAAGUCAUCCAACAACUUACAGAUGAAACACAGACCCUCAAGUUAGCCCUAGAGCAAGCAACACAACAGAUGGAGAAAACAUCUGUGAAAAAUAAAGAGUUUGAAGAAGAGCACACAAAACUCUCUCAUCAGCUUGUCAUGUUGCAGAAUGAGCAAUCUCAGUUCACUAACCAGUACAGUCAGUUGCUGUCCCAGGUGGUUGAACAACAGUCACGUAUUGAACAGCUUCAAGAAGUUAAGAAACAUGAGAGGGCCCUGAACGCUGACAGUGCAAUCCAGCAGGAGUACACUGAGGAAGAAAAUGUUGUGGACCAGCAGCCUGCUUGUGAGAAUUUGGAGACGUGCACGUCUCCUGUUGAGGAAAUUACACCACCACUGAUCACUUCAGCUGAUGAGAGUUCAGAGACAGAAUCCAAAGCUCUUGAAGUAUCUGAGCCAGUGAGUGAGGUUGAUGUCCAUGCCUCGAUUGAAGAACAGCUGCAAGAAAAGUCCAGAGAGCUAGAGGAACUCUCCCAUGCGUUUGAGGAAGCUGUCCAAACCCUUGAGGAGCAAAGAGAGGUUCAGCUUGAGCAGCUCAGAGAUCAGUAUACUGCUGAGCUACAGAAAAUGGACAGUGUCAAGCUUGAUCUGGAGACUAAACUUGUAGACGAAAGGCAGCACAUUGAGAUGUUGUCUUCACAGCUAGAGGUCGCCAGACAACAAAUGGAGGAACUAAACCUCGCCUCACAGUCUCUGCUGUUGGACGAUCAGGAAAAUGUCCCACAGGCAGCAACAGCAGAUGCCUCUUUAGCAGUGGUGAAAGAUGAUCGUUCCAAGACAGAGGAGCUAGAUGAUGGUGAAUUCUUUGAUGCUCCUGGUUCUCUAAAUGAAUCCACUAUUCCAGAGACGGUAGAUGAUGAUGGUGCUGGAGAACCCUUGACCCUUGACUACACUCCAGAUAGCCCUAAAGAACAAGGAGUCUCACUGAUGGAACUACACGCAAGUAAGGACACAAUAAAAAGGCAAGAGGAAGGUCUGCAGGAGCUGCACGCUCAAUAUGAACUCUUAACAGCCGAGAUGGCUAUUCGAAAAGAACUGUGUAAGGAGAUGGAGAACAAGGUCCAUGAAUUGGAGAAAGAGAAAUCUGAAUCACUUGAUAAGUUGGCCUCUGCCAAUGGGGAGAAACGGGUGCUUAGCUCUCAGGUUGAGGCAAUGACUGAAGAGAUUGACUUAUUGAAACUGCAACAGCAAACCUCAAAUUCUCAACUCUCCGACGUACUUGAGAUGCUGGAGGGCUUGGAACAUGCUAAAGGUGGCUGGGAUGAGAAAUUCCUCCAGAUUGAGAGCGAACUGAAAAGGACCAGAUCAGAGAAGUCCAACUUGGAGAAGCACAUUUUGUCCAUGGAGGUUGACCUCGAGAGUAUGCAUGAACAGAAGCAGAGAUUGGAGACUGAGCUUGAGUCAAGCAGAAAGACUAACGGCUCUCUGGAGCAAGAGCUGAGUAACGCAGUGACUGAAAGAGGGCAACUGAAGCAAGAGCUCUUCUCAUGUUCAGAGGAAAGGGAGAGUGAGAAUCAGUCCCUCGUGAAGAUGAAGGAAAAUGCUGUCUUUUUGGAAAAGAACAACCUCGAUACAAGAGAAUUGAUCAGAAUUCUUGAGGAGGACAUUCAUGCAGGAAGGAAACAAUUCGAGGAGGCUUCCAACAAAAUAGACAUCCUUGUCAAAGAAAAAGAAGAACUUUUAGAACAGGCCCAGUUGUUGGUGCAAAAUAUUGUAACACUCAAUGAAGAGAAAGGACAACUGCUAACAGAAUUUGGGCAGCUCAAAGAUGGAGAGAACACUGUUCUUCGAGAAUCUGAGAGCAUGGUUUCCAAAGUCCACUCCCUGCAGGAGGAGAAUGCAAAGCUUUCUCUGUCGCUUGAGUCCUCUCUCUUGGAGAAAGGUGAAAUAGCCGCACGGUUGAUCUCCACUCAAGAAGAGGUUACCCAGAUGAGAACUGGCAUUGAGAAACUCAAGGUCCGUAUCGAGUCGGACGAGCGGAAGAAGAACCACAUGAGCCAGCUCUUGAAAGCUGCCCAAAGAAAGGCUGAUUCCCUACAGGACAACAUCGAAAAGCUUGAGAGGGAAAGGGAGGAUUCUGAUCAGAACUUCGAGCAGGUAGUCCUGCAGGCAGAAACUACUAAAGCCGAGCUUGAGGAGCUUGAAGCUGAGAAGAAGGUUCUUUCUGCAACAAUUGAUGAGAUGACCAUGAAACUGAACAAUCUUCGAGAAGAGAAGGACAGACUUGAAAAAGAGCUCACCCUAAGAAUUGAAGAAAUGCAGGUGUCCAUGCAAGAAGUGUCUCAGAAGCUUGUUAGUGCUGAACAAGCCAAUAAAGAUGCUGAGAUCAACCAGAAAAAUGUUGUCGAUGAGCUCCAGUCCAAACUUGGUGCCACUGAGUGUGCACUUCAGACCUGCCGAAAUGAGCUUGAAACUACGCAGCUCAAAGAACAGGACGCAACCCGUCAACUUUUGUCCUUGCAAACGGCAAACGAGGAACUUGAGCAGAGACUGCAGAAGGCUGAAGAGCUGCAGGACAGCCUACAGUCAGUCAGCCAGUCUCUCCAGAACGAUUUGGCAGUCAAACGACAACAACAGAUUACCGAAAGGGAGGAAGAAAAGGCCAAAUUGCAUGCUCAACUUGAAGAGCUGCGGGGGCUGGUGGAGGAGAAGCAGCAGUGGGAAGAGGUGAGGGAGCAACUGAAGGCUGUCGCCGCAGAGUGGGAGGAGAAGGCGCAGGCCGAUUCUGCUAAAAACGAGACCAUGCAGAUCACCACUGCGUCUCUCCAAAGCAGUGUCAAGCAGCUGGAAACUCAACUGGAAGCUGCAACAGUGAUGAAUGCGGAGCUCACCGAAAAAAUUAAUGCAUCGCAAGAGACCAACUUGAAUCUCCAGAAAGAACUUGAGACUGAAAGGAGUGCGACAAAAGAUGGUUUUCAGCUAAACUCACUCAAUAUUCAACUUCAAGAGAGUCAGAGGGAAGCACAGAGCUAUAAACUAUCCUUAGAAACAUUGGCAGCAGAGAAGGAGGAACUGGCAAGAAACCUGGCAGGCAUACAAGAAAGUCUUGUUGAGAUGAAGGAGAGAGAAAUAAGACUGGAGGAUGCCCUGAAACAGGCUCAGCAACAGCACGUGGACAAGCUGACGGCUGUGAGAGAGGAGAUGGCGGCAGCCGAGAGCAAGGCCACGGAGCUCUUAUCUGACACCAGCAGCCUGAGGGCCAGGGAGCAGGAGCUGACCUCUGCCUUAGAAGCGCUGCAGGGUCAACAUGACCAGUGCAAACCCACGCAGGAUGAGCUGAACUCAAAGAUGGCGAAGCUUUCCAAAGAGAGGGAUGGCGUCCUCAGCAAGAUGAACCUGUGGAUGAAGUCUUGCAAACAACUGGAGAGUGAGAAGCAAAACCUGGCGGAAGAGAACCAGAAACAGGGAGAGCAGAUCACAAGUCUGAAGGCCUCACAGAAACUAGCAGCUGAUGGUGACUGCAGUGUGGAUGACCAGAAGGCCGAGCUGGAGGAGCUGAGGGAGGCUUUGGAGGAGAAGACCAAGGAGGCAGACGAUAGCAUGGACCGCUACUGCAGCCUGAUGGUCAAAGUGCACAAGCUGGAGGAGGCCAACGAGAGUCUCCAGAACAAAGUCAAGCAGCUCACCAGUCAGACCUCGGCCAGCAAGGCCAGGAAGUCAACGUCAGCCAGCACCCAGUCAGAAGACAAGAGCAGCAACGUGGAGAACACCAGGCCCGAAGCCAGAGAGGACCCAGAAGGACACGCCUCGGCAAAGAGGUCCAGGGCUCUGGCGGAGACCCCCGUCAAGGCCCAGGAGGCCUUGCAGAACCUCGCCAAGAGGCUGAAAGCGGGAGCCACACCCCAGCCACGUCUGCGGGAAGAGUUCAGUCCUGAGGGACUGCCUGACCGUGUGAUGAAAGGCUUUGCCGACAUCCCCAAGGGUGAGAUGAGCCCCUUCAUUGUGCGCCGGACGGCAGUGCAGAGGUGCAGCCCUCGUCUGGCUGCUCAGAAUUCCCCGGUUGCCCAGCAGAUGUCCUUCUCGGCGGACCAGUCCAGGUGCAGCUCAAAACCACCAGCAGAGGACAGCAGUUCACAGGAAGGUUUGACUGGGGGUGUCUCCAGCAUCUUGGCCUCGGUAACCAACAGCCCCCGGCCCAAGGGACCAGAGAGCCCUGCGGUCAGCAUGGACCAGAGGAAGACCAGGCGCUCCAGCAGCACCCGCAGAACCUCCGACCAGCACGAUAAACGCCGACAAACAGCCACCCCGUCAAAACAGGACGAGAACUGUCAUGUCCAGUAACACACUGAUCAGUGGUCUUUACAGAGGAGUUUUUCACAAUCAUAGCGUACUUUAACUCCUCUUACUCAAGUUUAACUCUUCUCACUCCUAACCCUAGGUUUCUAACUCUUGGUCAUUUUUGUUCCUUCACCCUACAGUGAAAAUAUAUGUUUCUGUCAUUUUUACUCUGCCGAUGUAAAAACAUCAAGUUGACUAGAUGAACAUAUUUCUUAUGCACUGCUUUGUACAGACAAAUAACGCUCCAAAUCCAUUUUGUAGAUUUGUUCAUACUGUGUUUUUUUUUUUUUUUUAAGUAAACAUGUUAACAAUCAUCAUCAAAAAUGUCCUUGUCUGUUUAAUGGUUGGUGCCCCUGGUAUUUAUAGCCCAUCCAGCACUAUAGCUCACCCAACUCCACCCUUUCUGAGUGGUAUUUCAGGAAAUGGGCAAGCUCCUGUUUAAAGUAGAUGAGUGCCCUCUCUUUCUCUCUCCCUUCUCUUAACUCUCUCCCCUUCCUUCUUCUUUUUCUAUCUCCAUCUCUCCCUCUCUUUCUCGUUCACUUGUUCCCCAACCCGAUAGAUUUUUAUCAGCCAAUUACGAUUCUACCCUGCAGAAUUUGGGAAUCAAUAUUCCUGCUGCUCAGUUCCAUGGUUGGCCUCCAUGUUGCCUCCAUGUUGGUUUUGGAGAAGGGCACAGGGCUACCCUCUGCUCCAUUUCGACUUAGUAUGAGACAGAUGCUGUGUAUU